GAUUUGUGUCACCAGGGCUGCUCUACUAUUUGGGCAUUUCGAAGCCUUAUCAUUCUAAGCAAAGAUACCCCCUGUACCUGAUUACGAACUUCUAGCAGUUCUAGACAAAUUGGGGAUUCUCAAGAGACGAUCUUGAGCGGCCAGUCUGUUCCCCCGUGAGCUCAUAUCCCUCCCAAGUCACCGCCGUUUCCGCCAACCAGUCGAUCCUGCCGAUGUUUCGACUCCACGAGAAGCUUUCAUUGUGACAUGACGGCUUUAAGUGCCAUGGUUCGUUGGACAUGCGCGAACCUGAUCUAGCUACACCCGUCGCGGAGACCAUGGCUUCCCACAACGGUCUGGUGUCCGGUGGAUUGGGGCUACUUGACGUGAGCCGCCGCAUGCCUGCAACUCAAGAGGGGGACCAGUCUACACCACAUGACAUACCCGAAGAUGGAGGUCGUUUCCCAUCAAGCUCCGUCCUCAAACAACCGUCGCUGCUCAGCGGACCAGGUCGAGGGCAGCAAAAUGGGCCGUCUACCCCAAGAAUAAUACCUCAAGAGGCGGAAGACUACUUGACAGCGAGACCAAUUGCCUUGUUACAGCGCACAAAGAGCGACCUUGGGCCAAGACGCAAAGAGGCCCUCCCGAAGGUCGCCGCAGAAGACAAACUGGCGCACAUUCGACAUGGCUGGGAUGACGAGUACACGUCGAAUGAAUAUCUGUCACUGUUACACUCGACAUUCUACAUGUACUACACGGAAAAGCGGCAUGAAAGCAACGGCUCGUUGUCUGAGGAAUCUAGACAGUUUCCCAGUGUGGAUUGGCGCAUGAAAGACCGCAUGAAGACUGUCUCCGCGGCUUUGGCUAUCUGUCUCAACAUCGGUGUGGAUCCUCCUGAUGUGAUCAAGACGAAUCCCACUGCGAAGCUCGAAGCCUGGGUCGACCCAACGGGAAGUAGUGGUGGCACGACAAAGACGAUGGAACAAAUCGGCAAACGCCUGCAGGAACAAUACGAGUCGCUAAGUCUGCGGACAAGAUACAAGCAGUACCUCGACCCUUCGAUCGACGAAACGAAACGAUUUUGCAUUUCAUUACGUCGUAAUGCGAAGGAUGAGAGGGUGCUUUUCCACUACAAUGGCCACGGCGUGCCGCUCCCUACUCCCUCGGGCGAGAUAUGGGUCUUCAACAAGAACUACACUCAGUAUAUCCCGGUGGGGCUUUACGACCUGCAAGCGUGGCUUGGAGGGCCUAGUCUUUUUGUCUAUGAUGUCUCUCAUGCUGGAAACAUUGUCUACAACUUCGACACGUUCCUGGCCAAGCAUGAAAAGGAAAAUGAGGAGCUCAAGAAACGAGAUCCCAACGCACCUAUUCAGAACUAUGGAGAUUGCAUCCAGUUGGCGGCUUGUGGGAGGACUGAGAUGUUGCCGACGAACCCAGAGCUGCCUGCCGAUCUUUUCACGUGUUGUUUGACGACGCCGAUAGAUAUUGCACUGAGAUACUUUGUUUUGCAGAAUCCACUUCCCAACGGACCUGCUAUCGAAGAUGGCAAAAUACCCGUCCCCGGCCGAUUACAGGACAGACGGAGUCCUCUGGGGGAGCUCAACUGGAUCUUUACCGCCAUCACCGACACGAUCGCAUGGAACAUCCUGCCCCGGCAUUUGUUCAAGAAGCUUUUCCGUCAAGACCUUAUGGUCGCAGCACUGUUCCGCAAUUUCUUAUUGAGUGAGCGUAUCAUGAGGGCAAACCAUUGUCAUCCUAUAUCAUCGCCCGCUUUGCCUGAAACACACCGUCAUCCUCUCUGGCAAAGUUGGGAUCUGGCCAUGGAGAUGGUGUUGGCCCAGCUCCCCAUGCUCCGUGAAGCCGAAGAGGGGAAACGUGUCUAUGAAUACCAACACUCGACAUUCUUUUCGGAGCAGCUUACAGCCUUUGAGGUGUAUCUCAGCUCCGGCCCCACCAAAGAUCGUGCGCCCGACCAGUUGCCGAUCGUUCUGCAAGUUCUCCUCAGCCAAGUGCAUCGACUACGUGCUUUGAUUCUGCUUAGCAAGUUCCUGGAUCUCGGACCGUGGGCCGUUCACCUAGCUUUGAGCAUUGGAAUCUUCCCUUAUGUAGUGAAGCUUCUCCAAGCAGCCUCCUUAGAGCUCAAGCCGGUGAUGGUCUUCAUCUGGGCUCGAAUCAUGGCGGUCGACUAUACUGUACAGAACGAUCUGUUGAAAGACAACGGUAUUCACUAUUUCAUAUCCAUCAUGAAUCCUCGUUCAGACAUUCCCGUCGGCAAUGCCAGCGAGCAUCGAGCCAUGUGUGCCUUUAUAGUGGCCACAUUCUGCAAGAGGUAUCCUCCAGGCCAGACAGUCUGCCUGCUGCCAGAGCUGUUCAAUGCCUGUUUACUCAACAUGGCAGAGCCCGAAAAUCCCUUGCUACGACAAUGGUCUUGUCUGUGUCUCAGUAUGUUGUGGAGCGACUAUGCCGAUGCAAAAUGGAUGGGUAUCCGUUGCAUGGCCCAUGCCAGACUCUGCGAACUGUCGCUUGAUCCCGUUCCAGAAGUUCGAGCGGCUAUGCUCCAUGCCCUCACCAACUUCCUUGGCAUUCCAGAUCUGACGGAUCAGGUGUCUCAGAUAGAAGAAGGAAUUGCCUCGUCGGUCCUUUUCAUGACGUCCGAUGGCAGCACAUUGGUGAGAAAAGAGUUGGUCGUCUUUCUUUCCCACUUUGUGAAGCGCUACGAGAACAAGUUUAUCGUGGUUGCCUACGAGCAGCUCGUGGAAGAAAGAGAGAGACACCCUCACAAGCAGUCCGAGUCGAGCGGCUUUGAAGCUGGUGAUUCUCUCAAGUGGAUGCCAAUCUCUACAAACACGAUUUACGGCUCGAUCUGGGUUCAAAUCUUGAUGCUGUCGGUCGAUCCACACCCAGAGAUUGCUCGGAAUGCUUCGGUCAUUGUCGACCAUGUGCACGACACAUUGAUCAACUCGCCCAUGAGUCAGAUGGCCUUGGCCGUUAUUGAUGACCUGCUGCGAUUCUCGAAGCGGGAAGAGUCCCAAGUUAAGAAAGUCCCUUCCCGGGAUUCGCUGAGGGCAGUCGAAAAACAGCCUGGCACCCCUCCUCCCACAUUGGCAAAGCAGCAGAGCUAUCUGUCACUAAGUCUGAAGAGGGCGGGCAGCUCACUUCGCAACCUCGCUUUUGGCACGGGUUCUCCCAAUCCUUCAGCUUCUUCCAAGGACAACAGUCCUCAAACAUCUCCCACCAAAACAAGGGAACUUGUUCAACCUGUCAAUACUCCUCGAAGUCGUCUCCCACCUGAGUGGAGCCGUCCACCCGAAACAUCUGAUGCGAGGAGUAACCCAGGAUCGUAUCAUUCUGCCGUUCUGCCUACUUCGGCAGGCUUUGUUCCCCAGGAUCCGAAAAGGCGACCCAUCUUCCCACUCCAGAGUACUUUGCUAGACUGGUCAACCGAAUAUUUCCGUGAACCACAGAUGAGACCCAAUGACCCGGACGAGCCGGGCUCGGCCGACUACAACUCCAGACUCUGGCGGCGCAACCGCAACGAAAAGAUCAUCGCCGACAAUCAGCCCCUGAAGGCCGUAGCGGGAAGCUCCAAAUGGACCCGCUACGAAGGGUUUCUCAACAAUCAGAGCCAGCCGAUGAAGAUGACAUUUCAUCAAUUUGACAACCACCUUGCCGUCACCGACGACAAGGACACCGUCACUAUUUGGGAUUUUCAGAACAACGAACAACUGAGUCGGUUCAGCAAUGGAAAUCCUACAGGAAGCAGGAUCAACGAUGCAAAGUUUUUGAACGAGGAUGACCAACCUCUUUUGAUGGUGGGUAGUUCCGACGGCGUUCUCAAGGUUUACCGGAACUAUCAUAGUUCAACGGACGUCAAGGUGAUUACUGCAUUCAGGGCCUUGACAGAGCUGAUCCCUAGCAACAAGAACGCCGGAUUAGUCUUUGACUGGCAACAAGGACAAGGAAAAGCGCUUGUGGCAGGGGACGUCAAAGUGAUCAAAGUGUGGAAUGCGGCGACAGAGCUUUGCGUUGGAGACAUUCCAGCACGCAGUUCUAGCUGCGUAACCAGCCUGACUAGUGACCAGGUGGCAGGACAGAUCUUCAUCGCGGGUUUUGGAGACGGUGUGAUCCGCGUGUUCGACCAGCGGCUCAACCCUCGGACUGCGAUGGUCAAGCUCUGGCGCGAACACAGACAGUGGAUCACGAACAUUCACAUGCAACGCGGUGGUGUACGGGAACUAAUUUCGGGAAGCAGGAAUGGCGAGGUGAAAUUGUGGGAUCUGCGGAAUGAUAAGGCCGUUCUGACGUUGAACGCGACAUCAUCAACUCCUUCGCCCUUGAAGCCCGAGCAUGGCAGAGAUGGUACGAGUGCAUUUGGGAGUACCAGCUCCGCGGCAUCUCUGGCGGGAGGCUCGACGACUCUGCUACGCAGUCUCUCCGUCCAUGAACACGCUCCAGUCUUCGCCGUGGGCACCGACAAGCAUGAAGUGAAAUCGUUCAAUACAAAUGGGGACACGUUGGGCAUCUUUGAACCCUCGAGCAGUCGGAUGGCGCAUGUUGUCGGCGGCGGCCUUGCAGGCAGGGGGCAUCAUGCUCCGAUAGUGGCUACAGCAUACCAUCCGCACCGCAUGUUGCUGGCGUGUGCAGCGUUGGGAGAUGGGCACGUGAGUUUGGUGACCUACUGAGAGGAUAGCCGAAGCCGGUGAAGGGCUCAGGAUCACUUUAAUGUGUCUGGGUCGUGAGAAAAAGCUCUGGUGUCUUCUGCGGCGAACAAUUUGGCGAAGCCCGCGAGCCAAGUUGAGGACGCUGUUUCCUUGCACGGAGACAGCAUGCAAGCUGUGCUUUCGCUAAGGCUGUAUCACUCAACUUCGGCUGCAAAUGGACGCUUUGUGAAGAACUCUGGGGUAUGCUCACCUGAUGGACCAUAUUCGAAGCAGCCCAGCGAGCUUCGAGCACCAGAUGACGAGCACGUCCACAUCAACGUUAAUACCGUUCUUUCUUUACGAUGGUCGGGAAUGUAGUGGUAGUAUCAAGGGCGUAUGGAUGCUCUUCCAGCGGACGGGCUAGUCAUGGGUUUGGGACGGAGAGCACAAUCACGACGGGGGGAGCAAGUAAUGGCGAGUUUCAUCCAGCGGGCGUUCAUCACUGUAGUACUGUAUCCAAUACACAUGGCACUAAUGUUGCCCAGCCUGUGCUGUCCUGUCCACGUCCCAAGUGUCUGGUCUCCCCUUGCCAUCGAGAUC
Cladophialophora immunda is the source of this 5219-nucleotide messenger RNA. RefSeq lists its product as uncharacterized. Gene Ontology annotation, molecular function: protein binding; protein-macromolecule adaptor activity. Gene Ontology annotation, biological process: regulation of autophagy; cellular response to starvation; TOR signaling. The coding region runs from base 279 to 4661 and encodes 1460 amino acids. The transcript has a single exon. Lineage: Eukaryota; Fungi; Ascomycota; Eurotiomycetes; Chaetothyriales; Herpotrichiellaceae. Gene Ontology annotation, cellular component: cytoplasm; TORC1 complex. The record is from RefSeq and is a predicted model, not a curated record.